Cuscuta europaea is the source of this 904-nucleotide messenger RNA. The record is from the annotation of a GenBank genome assembly. Lineage: Eukaryota; Viridiplantae; Streptophyta; Magnoliopsida; Solanales; Convolvulaceae.
CGAAGUAUAUAUUUACAUAUGAGUUGUUCUCUUCUAUUGGUAUACAUAUGUAUUUGAGGGGCAUGAUCCAAAUUAUAGCCAACAAGAAAAAAUCGAGAAAGAAUGGAUGGCACACGAAAUUAUCAUUAUUUGUGCUGCCAUUGUCAUUGGGGAUUCUCUUGUGCUUGCUCAUGAAGCCUUUUUCUGUCCUCAGUGUUUCUUACGGCUCCUUUACGAGAUUAAAAGCAUCACAUUCUACCUUAGAGUAUACACGAAAUGAUGAAGAAACGGAGCCAUUUUUAAUGCUUCGUCUACCUGGAGUUGUUAUCCGUUCAAGAUGGUCAAGAAGAGGUUUUCAACUUCAAACAAAUGAGUGGAACAGCAGGUCAGAGGAACUUCAAUCUGACAUCAAACAUGUCACACAAUGCAAUCAGUGGUAUUGGUGCUAUGAAUGUCAUAAAAUAGGCACAUUAAACCAAGACAAUAUUGUUUCAUCGUAUCCUCUUGAGAUCAUACGAUGUUCAGAAUGUUUACGCCAUAGAUUUAGCUACUCAUCCCCCAACCAAGAUUUAGCUACCCUUCCCCACUCCCAGGUUCACUCAUAACCUUCAAAAUAAAAAAUUGGAGUCCACCCUCCCACACUAUAUUUCUAACCCCUUUCAGCACUGAUUGGGAUCAAGGAAAAAAAGUUGCUAGAAACGGAUCAUGAUGAAGCAGCCUGUACUAACUAGGUACACUAUAAUCAGACUAGCUAUAAGCAUACCACUAUACCAGUACCACCAUACCAGUACAAGCGUCAAGGGACUACGAAAUAGGAAUCAGCCUGUCCAAGAACUAAAGCUAUUCACCACCAAUGCCACCUCAAUUAUGACUACACUUAACAACAUGAAAGUAGAAAGCUCAUUUUCGGAAAACUAAUGUACUA